GAAAAAUUUGAGGACAAAUAUAAGAACUGCACAAAAAAUAACCAUGAUAGAUACAUUGACAUUAAUGACCUUAGUUUAAAUAGAUUGCCAGAGAAUUAUCAGGAAAGCGAACUUUUGUAUUUCAUUACACUCCAAGCUGCAUUGACCGGACGUAUUUGCGUUUCUGAGAAUAUGGAACGAAUCAAGAAAAGAGGGACGGGCUUCGUUCAAAAAAUAAGGCAAGGUAAACUAAGUAAAUGCCCAUGUCAAAAAUGCAACGGCGAAUACGACGAGUAUGCCGUACUGACAGUCACCACUGUAAACCACGUUGUCGGUGAGAAUGGAAGUGUAAGAAACGCAACUAUGUUGUUAGAGACACCAGAACUAUCUUUCACAAUUUACGGAAACAAAAUUUCCAAGACAGAUCGAGAUGAAGAUAAUAAUGAAGAUUGGUGUGCGGUUGAAUUUGUCUCUCACGAAAUAGAAAAAGUUCAAAAAAUUGAAACCACAUUAAAGAUUUUAAAGGAAGUGCAAGGGAACCUCUACGACAAGUACAGACAUGAUGCCACCUUGGUUGUAAUCACAGGAUAUCCACAUGGUCUAACCAAAAAAGUAAGUUUUGGUAAGCUUGUGGGUGAAAAAGAAAUCCUCAAGGAAGUUAGGGUUGGUCAAGAGUGGUGUAGAUAUAAAUACGACGCUAUUACGUGCCCUGGAAGCAGUGGUUAUCCUGUGUUUAUUCUUGGUCAGCCCGUCUGUGGGUAUGGUUACUGGUUUGGACACUCACACAACCAC
Messenger RNA from Lymnaea stagnalis (great pond snail), 771 nucleotides. The record is from the annotation of a GenBank genome assembly. NCBI's taxonomy places the organism in Eukaryota, Metazoa, Mollusca, Gastropoda, Lymnaeidae.